This is a messenger RNA of Tribolium madens (black flour beetle), 2152 nucleotides long. RefSeq names its product prolyl 3-hydroxylase 1-like. NCBI's taxonomy places the organism in Eukaryota, Metazoa, Arthropoda, Insecta, Coleoptera, Tenebrionidae. The record is from RefSeq and is a predicted model, not a curated record. Gene Ontology annotation, molecular function: protein binding; iron ion binding; L-ascorbic acid binding. Bases 1 to 1944 code for a protein of 647 amino acids. Gene Ontology annotation, biological process: collagen metabolic process. The transcript is spliced from 10 exons.
AUGGACAAAAACACUCAGCCGGCCCAUGCUGAGAGACUUCAGCUUGAACUCCUACUUAAGACUCAGUUUGACUUAGCCAUGGUGUCGUACGCACGUGUCGUCUACGCAGUUUUGUUAAGUUGUAUAACACAUGUGCACACAGACGGCGAAAACAUAACCGAAUCAUGCAUGUAUUUAUACGAAAAAGGUGUCGAAGCGUAUUUGGACAAUCGAUUCAACGCGUGUAUUGUUCACUUCGAAAAUGCGAUACAAAAAUAUAGAGACUAUAGGAAAAAACUCCAAAAUUGUCGAAUUAUGUGCAAGGAAGAAGCGGAUUUGUCGGAACCGCUUUACCCGACAGAUAUCGACGAUUUGUUGUUUUUUGAAAAAGCGGUCAAAAAUACGCUGUGUAUUAUGAGGUGCAAAAAGGUAUACAAGGACAAUUUUUUCAAAUUUAAUGUCAAUAAAGAGACCGAGAAGCUGUUCGAGGAUUUGAAGCCCUACGAAUAUUUACAUAUCUGCUAUUUUCAGAAUAAGGAAGUACAAAAGGCUGCUUCUGCCGCUUUCACAUAUUUAGUCUCAUAUCCCGACGAUAAAAUAAUGUCAGCUAAUCUGAAAUACUACUCCUCCAUGAGCGGUGUUGAUAUGACGGAAAUAGUGAAUUUCGAAGCCAAAGAUUACGUUUAUUUGUACAUCCACGGUGUGGAUGCCUACGAGAGGAAAGAUUGGGUCGGGGUUGUGGACAACAUGGAAGAGUCACUCGUGGCUUAUCUGCAAGCCGACGAGGAAUGUAGGGCACAGUGUGAAGGACCCUUCGACCAAGGCUGGUACCCAGACUUCAUCCCGUCAAUUGCCAACCAUUUCACAUACUGUCUCAAAUGUAAACAAAAGUGCAAAACGAAACUGAGCUCGCUAAAUGGCGAAAAACACGACGAUCUACUUCCCAGCCAUUACCACUAUUUGCAAUACGCCUAUUUCAAAAGGGGUGAUUUAAAGGCUGCGUGUGCGGCUGUGGCUAGCUACUUAUUGUUUUACCCAAAUGACGAAACUAUGUUAGAAAAUAAGAAGUUUUACAGUAAAUUGCCUAAGGCUAGUGACGAUUUUUUUAUACCAAGACCGGAAGCGCUGCAUUAUGUCCAAAGACACACUUACGAACAGAGGAUACUGAAAUUCAUUGUGCAUGAAUACAAAUUCGAUGUUUCCACGGAAAUUACGUCUGAGGCGUUGAAGUAUCGUGUUGUAAUGACAGAAAAACAACUCCGGGGUCCAAAUAGAUUCGUAUCGGAGGGUUUGGCAACCGGUAAGGAGUGCCAAACGUUGGUGAACACCGCCAAAAUGUUCGCCUUAUCAGGCGAUGGUUAUCAAGGAUAUGCAUCCCCGUUCACAACUUUUGAAAAGUUCAGAGGUAUCACUUUAAGCCGGGCCACGGCUCUCGUCUACUUUGGUUUACUCGAACCACAGUAUUUACAACUAUUAUUGACAAUAUCUGAACUUGGAAAAACAAAAAUUGAAGAAUUUUUCAAAAUCAAAAAACCGUUAUAUUUCACCUACACGCAUCUAGUGUGCCGAUCGGCGAAACAACAUGCUCCAAAUAAUCGUACAGAUUACAGUCACACGAUCCAUGCAGAUAACUGCAAUUUAAUUAGCGAUAAAGUAUGCGAAAAAUUGCCCCCUUCGUACACCCACAGGGACUACAGCGCGAUUAUUUAUUUAAAUGAUGACUUUGAAGGGGGCGAGUUUGUUUUCUCCGCGGACGCCAAAGGGGAGAAAAUUCAGAGUGUUAUAAACCCGAGAUGUGGAAAAAUGGUUGCGUUUUCGUCCGGUUCUGAGAAUCUUCACGGAGUUCGCGCUGUGAAAAAAGGAUCACGUUGUGCCAUCGCAAUUUGGUUCACUUUUGAUCCAAAACAUGCAGAAACCGACAGAGACGAAGCCUGGAAUGUAAUCAGCAAAAAAAGUGCAAACUAAAUAGUACAAAACGUUUAUUUUCUGUACCUGCAACACAUUCCAUACUUUUAAUUUCGAAAGUAUGGACAAUGUUAAAGUAUGCCUUACCUCACUUUUGUGCAUUUUUCAAAGGGUUGUGUUUGAGUAAUUGUACUUAAUUUAGUGUCACGUGCAGUUGUGACCCUAGUCAAUGUUGUUCCAGCUCUUUUAAUAAAUAUUUUUAAUACAA